Messenger RNA from Silurus meridionalis, 3718 nucleotides. It is a transcript of the gene sall4, whose product is annotated as spalt-like transcription factor 4. The record is from RefSeq and is a predicted model, not a curated record. Gene Ontology annotation, molecular function: DNA-binding transcription factor activity, RNA polymerase II-specific; RNA polymerase II cis-regulatory region sequence-specific DNA binding. The transcript has 4 exons. Gene Ontology annotation, biological process: regulation of transcription by RNA polymerase II. Lineage: Eukaryota; Metazoa; Chordata; Actinopteri; Siluriformes; Siluridae. Gene Ontology annotation, cellular component: nucleus. Bases 105 to 3365 code for a protein of 1086 amino acids.
AUUUCUACUUGAACGGUUAAUUUCGGGCGACCUGGAGAAUUUACCAAGGAGCAGGGAGUAAAGCGUGUUACUAUUUGCCCCAGAUGGUGGUGUAGCCCUUUGCCAUGUCGCGACGCAAGCAGUCCAAACCGCAGCACAUCAACUCGGAAGAACCCGGUUCAAAAGAAAGUGGGAUUCUACAAGGUGUCCAUACAGAGGAUGGGAAUGAAACCAAGAGGUGUCGGAUUGAGGAAACGAGAGUCUGUGAAAAAUGCUGUGCUGAGUUCUUUGAUGAAAUGGAGUUUCUUGAACACAAGAGAAACUGCAACAAGAGCCAACAGGUUGUCAUUAUGAAGGAUGGGGAGGGGGGCGAAAUGCCGUUAGAAUUCUCACAGAGAUCUCCUGAAUUCCAAAGUGACCACAGCGAUGGGCUUUCUAGUAGUAUUUCUCAGUCGAAGCACAGCAUCGAGUCCGCGGACACUACUGAGGAAGUGCUGAAUUUAAACGGAGAAAGUGACCUGAAACAAUCCCAGGAGGAUCUGUCCAACAGCCUUGACAUGGGCUACAUGGCAGCUUCCAAAAUGCAAGACUCUAAUGUUACUCUUGAAGCCAUGCCUUCGACCAGAGUAGCUGUAACGCAGCAUUCAUCUAGUUCUUCUACUCAGAAGUCUCCUCCACCAUCAUCUCAAGAUGCCCUUAAUGCAAUACCCAUGAUCCUUGAACAACUGGUUAGUCUUCAGCAACAGCAACUGCAGCAGAUCCAACUGACCGAACAGAUUCGUAUUCAGGUGGCCAUGAUGACACCCCAGAGCAUCCAGUCUGCAAUGGGAGGCACGGUGGAUCCGCUGAAGGCACUUGGUGCACAUCUUUCUCAGCAACUUUCAGCUGCUGCUGCUCUAAUUGGAAAACGUACAGGCACCCAGAGUUUGUCCUUGGAAGCUCUCAAGCAAGACAAAUUACCGCAGUCCAACAGCAUACCUACAUCACUUGCUGGAAGUGGGUCAAUACCACUGAAGCCUGAUGCAAUCAAAGGGCUCCCUGAUCUAGCAAACAGACUUCCAGCAUUUCUUCCACAAUCCCCAGCAGUUUUGGCAUUCCAGAGUCCAUUUACAAACAUUGCAGCGAAUCUAGAUCCUUCCAAAAAAGGCAAAACCAAGCUGCACGGGAUCACAGAAUUGAAGAAUGGAGGUGGUGAGCAGAUGUACAAGCAUAAAUGCAAGUUCUGUGGGAAGACCUUUGGGAAUGACAGUGCCUUGCAGAUUCACUUGCGCUCACACACUGGUGAAAGACCGUUUAAAUGUAACAUAUGUGGAAACCGUUUUACAACUAAAGGAAACCUUAAAGUGCAUUUCCAGAGGCACAAAGAGAAGUACCCCCACAUUAAGAUGAAUCCGCAUCCUGUACCGGAGCAUCUAGACAACAUUCCUACAAACAACGGCAUUCCAUAUGGCAUGUCUGUGCCCAUGGAAGAAUCCAAUCUUGUAGACAACAAACCAGUGCUUGGACUCCCAUCCACUGCUAUCCACUCAUCAGGGCUCCCGGGAUUCAAGCCUUCUUUUGAUGUUCCAGUGACUGGGGACCUCUAUACUCAAAGACCCUCCUCCUCUGGCAGUGAUGGUGCAUCCAUUUCAUCAGGCAUGUUCAGUAAUGAUGUAGGACUGGACCAGAGCAAAGAAGCUCCAGAUGCACUAAGUAGCCUGCAUCAAAUGAAUGAUAAUGGUGUCCUGGGUGAGAAUGGGUCUGGCACAGCCAAGCUUCAACAAAUGGUGGAUUGUCUGGAGAAAAAAACCAAUGACCCAAAUGAAUGCUUGAUCUGCCACAGAGUUCUGAGCUGUCAAAGUUCCCUCAAGAUGCAUUACCGUACCCAUACAGGUGAGAGGCCCUACAAGUGUAAAAUAUGUGGCAGGGCCUUCUCUACUAAGGGCAACCUCAAGGCCCACUAUGGUGUCCACAGGGCAAACACUCCCCUUAAAAUGCAACACUCCUGCCCAAUUUGCCAAAAGAAGUUUACCAAUGCUGUUGUGCUCCAGCAGCAUAUUCGAAUGCACAUGGGUGGCCAAAUUCCCAACACUCCAUUGCUUGAGAACCAAUACGAGGGCCCUGAUGUGAUGGAUUCCAGUUUGACAGUUAAGAACAUUGAUGCAAAUGGGCUUGAGGAGAGCAUGGAGGAACAAGAUUUGGAUUUUGACAAUCAAGAGAACCCAAACAGCUCUGAGGCUACUCCUACACAUGCUGCCAAAGCAGAUCAGCCAUUUAGUGGCUCAGCUGCCAUGUUCACUGGCAUUACUGCCCUAGAAAACCAUAUGAAAAGCCUCACAUCUGCUCUGAACCUGCAGCGACAGAGCAGCACUGCGUCAGAGAGUGACUGUGGGCCCAAAGAUUCACCGUUUACGCCUCAAGAGGUGGUGUACAAGACCGGACGCAGUCCAGUUGUGUCAGAUUCUGCUUCAUUUCACUCCUCAUCUCCAAUAGAUGAACAGUUGGAGAAUGGACAGGCAAAAUCUCCAGAAUCUAUAAAUCCGGACGAUUUGGCUGGAGGAACUGCCAGAGUGGAGUCUGAUGGCAUUCAAGAUUUCAGUGAAACAAAUGGCGCCCUGGAUUUGACUUCCAGUUUCAGUACAAAGGCCAUUAAGGAAGAACCUGGUCUGUCAUUUUCCAAUGGAGAUUAUUCUGCUGGUCAUAUGCCAUUUAUGAGGGUGCCUCCAAGCCUAGUUAAGUUGGAAAUGACAAAUCCUUCUGAUAAUCCAGUUGGUGCCAAUAAUCCGCCAUCCCAGGUGACGGGCACUCCGCCACCCGGCUCAAGUGCCCCUCGCCGCUCUGCCAAGCAGCAUCUGUGUAACGCAUGUGGCAAGAAUUUCUCCUCAGCCAGCGCGUUGCAGAUCCAUGAACGUACACACACUGGAGAAAAACCCUUUGCUUGUACCAUCUGCGGUAGAGCUUUUACAACUAAAGGAAACCUCAAGGUCCAUGUUGGAACACACAUGUGGAGUAACACGACCAGGCGUGGUCAGCGUUUGUCUUUGGAUAACCCUAUGGCAUUGAUGGCCAUGGGUGCAGAGUCGAAGAUGAUCCCAGACAUGCUGCCCCCAAAAGAUUUGAUUCCCUCACCGAUGAACUUUGAUCCAGUGGUUUGGAAUCAGUAUGCUGCUGCUUUCUCAAAUGGGCUGGCCAUGAAAGCCAAUGAAAUUUCAGUCAUUCAAAAUGGAGGAAUCCCAAUCCCUGGAAGCCUUGCUGGAGGCCCUUUGGUUGGCUCCACAGGAGGCUUGAUGAAGAUAGACUCUCAUUCAGGCAUUCCGGGUACUGUUGCUGAAAUGGAAAAGAAUGGCUCUGAGAGUGUAGUUAAAUCUCAGUUUCCACACUUUAUGGAGGAGGGCAAAGUGAAUUAGACCACAUUUGAGUUUUCAAUCGGUGAUCCAAAUGGCUUUGCUACAAACUUUUCAGUAGGCACAAUCAAAUUCGGGUCUUUCAUGUUGCCUUUAGGGAUUUUUUUUUUUUUUUUUUUUUUUUUUGUUUUUUUGGCUGCAAAAAUUGUAUUAAAUGUCCUAAUGUGAGCAACACUGAUUUGUGGACUUCAUUUGAAACCUUGAUGUAACUACUGUAGUUAUUACUGUUUUUCUCUAAUAUAUGCGGGUAUUUGCCAGUAAUGUUUCUAGAAGUUGAAUGUAAGUUUUACUUGAAAUGAUAUUUCUUCCAGAACUGUCCUACUAGUGAGAAUUGAUUAAACUACAGUUUUACCAGA